Molecule: messenger RNA, 501 nt
Organism: Notothenia coriiceps (black rockcod)
Lineage: Eukaryota; Metazoa; Chordata; Actinopteri; Perciformes; Nototheniidae
Product: rho guanine nucleotide exchange factor 7-like
Exons: 3
Biological process (GO): lamellipodium assembly
Cellular component (GO): cytoplasm; lamellipodium
Molecular function (GO): guanyl-nucleotide exchange factor activity
Source: RefSeq, a predicted model, not a curated record
UUAUUUCUGAAACUAUUGUUUUUAAAUCCUUCAUCCCCAAUAAUCCAUUCUCCUUUCAUUUGUGGUUGCAUUUGGUUUACCCCAAACCCUCUCCUUUAUCCAAUAUGGUUUAAACUCCUCCCCUUAUCCCCCCAAACAUGACAUUUGGUUUGUUCCAACCCCAUCUUUCGCUGGUUACGUUAUGGUACAGCCUGGCAAGGGACUGACCUCAUGCACAACCAUGUGCUCGCGGACACCAGCCUCACCGUCGCUGGUAUCCCUGGCAACCCGCCUUGUUCUGACCAAUCAGAGGACUCGGAUUAUGACAGUCUCUGGAACGCCCAUAGUUACAGGACUGCCUCAUUUUCUCGCUCCAGCAGGAAGGAUGUACACAUGUUGUUCCCGGAGGAAGAGAAGAUUAUAGUGGAGGAGACCAGGAGCAACGGACAAACUGUGGUGGAGGAGAGGAGUCUGGUGGACACGGUGUACAGCCUGAAAGACGAGGUCCAGGGACUCAAACAG